Molecule: messenger RNA, 654 nt
Organism: Aspergillus nidulans FGSC A4
Lineage: Eukaryota; Fungi; Ascomycota; Eurotiomycetes; Eurotiales; Aspergillaceae
Product: dihydrodipicolinate synthase family protein
Exons: 2
Coding region: 1-654 (217 amino acids)
Molecular function (GO): lyase activity
Source: RefSeq, a predicted model, not a curated record
AUGGCAGGCGUUGGUGCACACUCAACAAAGCAAGUCCUUGAACUUGCGAAUGACGCUUCAGAAGCAGGGGCGAAUUACCUCUUGGUCCUACCGCCAGCAUAUUUUGGCAAAGCGACAACUCCUGCAGUGGUUAAGAGGUUCUUUGCGGAUAUUGCGGCAAAGGCACUGCACCCAGUUGUGGUCUACAACUUUCCAGGUGCCACAAAUGGGGUGGAUAUUGACUCAGAAACAAUUGCUGAUAUUGUGAGAACGUCGAAGGAGGCGUCGGGUGGGAAGAGCAAUGUUGUCGGUGUGAAGCUCACCUGUGCGCAGGUCGAGAAGAUCACGCAGUUGACGGCGGCAUUCGGGCCCGAUGAGUUUGCCGUUUUUGAAGGACAGUCGGAUUUCUUUAUUGGUGUCUAUCGACCGGCUGUACAAGGCUGGGAGGUGGAGAAGGCGUUGGCUCUGCAUCGCAAGGCGGCUCUGGCAGAGUCUCCUCGCAAGAGCAAGAUUGUAUCUACCAAAUAUGCUGCCGCGAUUGUGUCGGCCUGUAGGGCGGGGAUUGAGAAUGCAGAGAAGUUCAUGCCGAGGACUCCAUAUGAGGCGGGAGAGCCCGCAAAGGCUAAUGUGAGGAAGGUCAUGGCCGAGGUUAUAGCUAUUGAGGAUAGUCUGUAG